Messenger RNA from Saccostrea echinata, 2168 nucleotides. RefSeq names its product SPRY domain-containing SOCS box protein 3-like. Lineage: Eukaryota; Metazoa; Mollusca; Bivalvia; Ostreida; Ostreidae. Gene Ontology annotation, biological process: intracellular signal transduction; proteasome-mediated ubiquitin-dependent protein catabolic process. The transcript has a single exon. Gene Ontology annotation, molecular function: protein binding. Gene Ontology annotation, cellular component: SCF ubiquitin ligase complex. The coding region runs from base 356 to 1054 and encodes 232 amino acids. The record is from RefSeq and is a predicted model, not a curated record.
AGCCACCACAACAGCUGUUGAAGAUAGCGUGCUGUGUACAGCUACUUUAAAUAAUAUUGAUCGCUGUCUAAUUCAUCCCUUCAUUGAUUGGUAGCUAGUCGUGGCACACGCCUGUCACACGAAUAUAUUGACUGUGCAAAUAACGUGCCCGUGUCAGCUGGGGCGACAAGGGGUGACCGAAGGACACACCGCGAUGAGGUUCCCAUGUGUGGAUGACGUGUGCCGCGAAGUAGUAUAAGCACAGAAGCCGCAGUCUCCGAUAGUACGCAGAAAUAGUCAAUAGGCCAGAUUGCAUUUGCUGUGGUGUUCCAUCAAUAAACCAGCCGGGAUUUAAUCAAUACUAGUUGCUGAGACAAUGGUCGGGCUGUACUCGCAGCAUCAGGACCUUAUUCGAGAUGGCUGCGACGAGCGAUGGACGUGGAACAAAAAGGACAAGUCCCAUGAAGUCAAAACUUCAGGGGAAGGAAUGGAAACUGCCCAUUUUCACCCUCACUGGUCUAACGGAACAGCAGGGAUACGGGGAAACUGUGUUCUGAAUUAUGGAAUUCAUUAUUGGGAAAUUAAAGUGUCACAAAGGAUUUUUGGAACUAGUAUGAUGUUCGGUAUAGGGACUAAAGGUGCAAGACUUCAUGUAGACGCUUUUGUGAACAUGAUAGGAGAAGACCAAUGCAGCUGGGGUCUCUCACAUAAAGGACAGCUAUGGCAUAACGGAAAAAGUAGACAAUACACGAAACCAUUCAAAGAAAAUGAAGCAACAGUGGUGGGUAUUCUUUUUGACGGAAUAUCAGGAACUCUGACAUAUUUCAAAGAUGGUCUAUCUUUAGGUGUAGCGUUUACAGGGUUAGAGGACGUGGAGGAACCCCUCUAUCCCAUUGCAGCAUCCACCGCUGCCAAGACUGAGAUGACCCUGGGAGUCCGUCGCAGGGGGUAUCAGAGUUUACAGGAUCGCUGUCGUGUCAAGAUUCUGUCCAGUAUCUGCAAACAACAAGAGAUUGACCACCUACCACUGCCCAGCAGUAUACGGUCCUUUAUCAAGGAUGCUGCCUGUGUCUAACAGAGUAACAUAAAUGUCUGUCAACAAAAUUUACCGACGUCAUGUAUUAAUGUGCUUCAAAUUAUAAGUUAUAUCAUUCAUUAUUUAAAGUUCUUAUUUUUUGUGAGUAAUAUGAUUUUGUUAUUCGAUGCUUUAAGGAUUUUUCUUUGUUUAGUCAGGGUUUGAUUGAGAGACAAAGCGUCAGAUGUUUUCUCCGUAUAUCUAUUGAUUUUUUUUUCUAACCCUUUAGAAGAUAGCCGUGACAAAAUUAAUUAUGAAAAUUGUGUGAGACCACGUGAUACUCUUUGCAUAAUUUAUCCAGAAUCAGUUUCUUUGUUGUCAUGCAAUCGACACUAUUACAAUGGGGGUUGAAAUCGAUAUGAUCCAAUCUGAAUCAGCUGUUUCACUUUCACGGUCACCAAAUGGUGCGACUGUAUUAAGCUUAUUAUAUUUAUUUCACGCAUAAUUUAAUGUUCCCGAUGGUGCUAUAUCUGUGUCAUUAUUUUUUUUUUCAAAUGUCAUUUUACAAUUGUCAUAUAUUGUAGAACAGCUACGCUACCAGUGUGAUCCCUUUUUUGAAAAAUAUUUUUUAAGUGUGUAUGUGAAAUUUGUAUAAACUCUCGGAUGAGUAUAUCUAGUCAUGAUUUUGUUCAUAUUUGAAAGCAAGAGAUAUAUGCAUGUGCAUAUUGUGUGCAAAUUCCUUAUUUAUUUGAAUGAAAGUGCAUGUAAGAAAUAAAUAUUGUAGGUAAAUGUUUCUUUCGUUCUUGUAUAGUCUCCUUCCUUUUUACGGGUCGUAUGAAAUCCAUUAUGUGAGAGUGAGUAAAAGAUAUGAAAAUCUAAGGGCCGGGCCCAUGUGCAAUAUUUCCUCUUGAUAUGAGCUAGGACAGAAUCAAGUUUUCACAUUGAUCUCAAGUAAUAGAUCGUGUAGACUUAGAUCCCGUCAAAGUGUGAGUUUCCCCGGAUUUACCGAACGAAUAUCCGGUUUCCGGUUUACCUGAACACUUCCGCCCGAUUAUUAUUUUAAUUUCCAUUAGUGUUCAUUUAAUGUUGAUAUUGUUGUGAUAGAAAUUAAUGUAUUAAAUGUCUUAUUUAAUUUAAUUUAUUGUAUAUGUAAUAAAUAUGAACAAAUAUCGAA